GGGAGAAAAUGAGCCUGUAUUGUUUAAGCCUGGGCUUAAGUAGGGUAGGGUAACAAUAAGCAAGGAGUGUAGCUAAUAGAUCAUAUUCUUAUGUUAUUAUGCUUGUUUGGGUCACCGUGACCCUAUAACACUGUUUUGCAGGAAGCGUCGGGCGCACCAUACUGCUCAAAACAGCUCUGCCCCAAUGACAGAGGCAGUGUUUGAUCUCAGCGCCCCCUGGUUGCAGUUCCACCUGGAGAUCAGCCGAGAUGCUUUGUACCCUCGGUCAAGCAGAACAGUGGAGCGAAUCAGAUUGGGAAACAUGACUGUUAUUAGUGCUGAUCUCUGCCCAGAUGAGAAGGUGUUAAAUGGAGAGUGUGACUGCAGCCAAGUUGUGAAGCCGAGCGGAACACACCUGAAAGUGAUUCUACAGUUCCAGGACUUCGGGAAAGCCAUGUUAAAGCCAAUGAGGCAGAGACGAGAAGAGGAAACCCCAGAGAACUUUUUUUAUUUUGUGGAUUAUCAGCGACACAAUGCAGAGAUUGCGGCUUUCCAUUUGGACAGGAUUCUUGAUUUCCGGCGUGUUCCACCAGUGGCUGGUCGACUUGUGAACUUAACCAGUGAGAUUCUGGAAGUAACAACAAAUGAGGACCUGGAAUGGGUGUUCUUUGUUUCACCAGCUAACAAUGUGUGUUUCUUUGCCAAGUGCCCAUAUUGGUGUAAGACUGAGUACGCUGUAUGCGGCAACCCCCACCUGCUUGAGGGGUCACUUUCUGCCUACUUGCCAUCACUUAGCCAUACACCCCGGCUUUCUGUACCCAAUCCCUGGAUAAGAUCUUACACCUUUGCUGGGAAGGAAGAAUGGGAAGGGAAUCCUUCUUACUGUGAUCAGGUUAAGCAGACUGAGCCUUACACCAAUAUGAAGAGGCUUCUGAACAUAAUGGAUCUGGCCAUAUUUGACUUCCUAAUUGGAAAUAUGGACCGCCACCAUUAUGAAGUAUUCACCAAAUUCGGAGAGGACGGUUUCUUGCUCCACCUUGAUAACGCCAGAGGGUUUGGACGCCAUUCUCACGAUGAAAUAUUGAUCUUGGCCCCUGUGUACCAGUGCUGCCUGGUGAAGGAAGACACGUGGUUACGGCUCAGACUUCUCUCCACGCCCGAGUACAGGCUGUGUGAUGUAAUGAGGGAGUCUCUGAGCCGAGACCGACUACAGAACAUCCUAACAGAACCACACUUAUUAGCUCUGGACAGGAGGCUGCAGACUGUGCUGCAAGCGUUGGAAGAGUGUGUGCUGAAGCAUGGAAAUGGGUCUGUGAUAAUUAAAGAAAACAGGAACCAAGCAGUACCCACACGCUCCCAGCUGAGGACAGUAUAGAGCCAGAGAUGGUUCCUUGUUUAUGGAUUCUACCAGCAGCCGGGCCUUGUGCCCUUGAAAACCAUCUGCAUCUGGGAAAAUGAUCUUCAGUUGUGCCAGCCUUUUGCUACAUGUAGUAAUCAGCCAGGCCAACCACACUUACUGGGGAACAGACUUAAGCAUUAAAUUCUUUUCUCCAAAAUUUUUUACAUUCCAUGUUCUCAUUAUCAAGACGAUGGAAGUACAAAAAAAAAAAAAAAGACAACAAAAUACAUAGUUCUUGAAUGACUUGUCCAAGUCUGUAUGUGCCAUAAGCAUGGGAAAUAAAUACAGCAACUAGGAAUAUUACUUCUACCCUGAAUUUCUGCGGUUUUGCUUAGAAAAAGGUAGAGCUUUGGCCAGAGUAUCGUCAUUAACCCUUUCACUGCCAGCCGAGUCGUCAGUUGUGAACUUUCAUUGCCAGACAGUUUUUGAACAUUUUGUGCAGUUUCUCUUUAGGGGCCUUUCCUUAGGGGGACUUUCAGUUUACCCAGGAAAUAUAUUGGGGUUUUUUUUUUUGGUUUUUUUUUAAGGACAACUUAAGCUUUUCAAUAUAUUCCCAAAAUUCCAAUUCUGUAAUAAAAUAUAGACUUCUAAAUGUCAAAAUGUUAAAAAAAAAAAAAAAUAACAAUAUAACACAUAGUAUUUAUUUGAUGCUUUAAAAUAACUGAUUUGAAAGUCCCAUGUUUCCUGAACGUGCCAAUACCAAAUAUAUUGAGUACAUUUUAUACUUACCAAAAUUUACUUUUUCCCUUAGUCCCUUCGGCAGCAACACUGAGAUUUAACUCCCUCCCUGCUAGAUAGGACAAGUGGCCAAUCAAAAGUUAACUAAACCCCACCUAUAAAUAGGAGUCAACACCCCCUCCUCACCAAUGCAUAUAAAAAGUACACACACAUAAUGCAAGAAUUUUGCUGCCAAAGGGACUAAGGGGAAAAGUAAAUUUCAGUAAGCAUAAAAUUGACUCAUUCCCUUAUGUCCUCAUACAGCAGCAGAUAAAGUUCUGCAAUUCUCUUAGCUGUAAUAGCUUCAAGAAGUAAAGUCUUGAAAGUAAGACAUUUCAGGGAACAUUCCUUCCAGGUUCAAAAGGAUUUCCGGACAAACCCUUUAACACAAAGAUAAGUCCCAUGCAGGAAAAGGCUGGAGCUGUCUUGGCCAAAUCUUAGAUAUGGCCCGGAGAAACCUCUUGAUAAGGGCUAACGUAGACAGUGGUUUAUUAAAGAGAGCUGACAUGGCUGAAAUCUGCACUUCGAGUGUGUUUACUGCCAGACCCUUGUCAAACCCCUCCUGGAGAAAUGUAAGAAGGGUAUUGGUGGAGGAUAAAUCAUUCCCCAUCUCAUGGUUCACACACCAAGUCUAAAAUACUCUUGCGUAAACUCUAUUUGUACAUUUUUUCAUUGAUUGAAUCAGGAUGUCAACCACCUCUGUAGACAACCCCUGGGCCUCUAAUAUGGACCUGUCAGUCUACAAGCAGUCAUCUGAAGUAGCUGCAGAUUCUGGCACCAUAGGACCCCCUGAGUCAGAAGUGAGGAGAUCUGAGGCAGAAUCCAGAAGUUGUUCCUGGACAUUCUCAUCAGAAGGGAAAACCAACUCCUCCUGGGCCAGAAUGGUGUUAUAAGGAAGUCUACUGAACAAUUUAAUACCAAUUUACAUAGAUAUACUGCACGAUCGUGGGGUGCAGGGCCGGAACUAGGGGUAGGCAGAGUAGGCACGUGCCUAGGGCGCAAAGCUGAGGGGGCGCCAGGCACGUACCUGCUCUGUUGCCUACCCCGUGUCCGGUCCCGUCUGCCGCUGGUGGCGUGCGCAUAAAUUCUCUUCUGCGCAUGCGCGCUGGCGCGAAGUUUUGGGCAUGCGCAUUCAAUCGCGCACAGAGCCGGCGCUGUGGCCCGCCAGGUUGCCUAGGGCGCCUGGCCGGGUUGGCCCGGCUCUGGUGGGGUGCUCUACCUGUUCGUAAUCCACUUGUUGAAAGUGCUGGGUGCUCAACCGGAAGACCCUUCCCUUGACCAGGGUCAAAGGUACAUGUAGACAAUAAUCCAG
This is a messenger RNA of Xenopus laevis (African clawed frog), 3407 nucleotides long. It is a transcript of the gene fam20a.S, whose product is annotated as family with sequence similarity 20 member A S homeolog. Lineage: Eukaryota; Metazoa; Chordata; Amphibia; Anura; Pipidae. The record is from RefSeq and is a predicted model, not a curated record.